Messenger RNA from Blepharisma stoltei, 1803 nucleotides. The record is from the annotation of a GenBank genome assembly. NCBI's taxonomy places the organism in Eukaryota, Ciliophora, Heterotrichea, Heterotrichida, Blepharismidae.
AUGAUAGAUGAAGAAACUGACUCUGGCUCUCAACGAGAUCUAUUUCAUAUUGACAUCCCUAUAGAUGACCUUCUUAUCAAAGACUUUCCAUUUGAAAUUUCACCUAGAAAAACCCAAUCACCUACAGCUUCCUCACGAAAUGCCCACAAAUCAUCAGAGCCAGCACUGGCUGAUUUUUUCUGUACAUGUUCUCUAUGUAAUUUACAAAGCAAAGGCAAAGCUAAUUUUAAAUUAACCCACGACCAAGAAAAAGAUGAUAUCGCCACAUAUGAAGGCAAAGAAAAAAGCUUCAGCUGGCUACUUGAACAAUUAGGAGAAGCAAGCUCACAAGCCCUUAUAAAAAUUAAUAUACCUGAAACCAUUGUAUAUAGAAAAGCUAAGCCAAAAUUUAUGAUCCAGCAAGGCAGAGACCGAGCUUUAAAAUUUAUCACAUCAGCUGCCAAGCUAAAAAAUCCAGAAAUAAGGAAAAAUUUUACCUUCCUUGUAAGGCAGAGAAAACGAGAUGAUUCGCCAACUUCUCCUGUGAAAUUUUACAAAGGCCCUUCAUCACCUUUUAUAAUAGAUCACAGGUAUGGCCAUGAAAUAGUGCUAGUCAGAUAUAUGCUAAAAGAUAAAGAAAACGAUAUUUCUCAUAUUGCAGCUUCAGAUGAAGAUGGACCAUUACGGGUUAUGUUUGAAAAUGAAUUUGUUGAUUUAAUGUAUGAAAGGCCAGGAAGCCCAAUAUGAAAAACAAUUUCUUAUAUACAGACAGUAAUAAAAUGCAAAGCAGGGAUAUCAGAACCUUUUAUAGUAACAUAUUAUUCACAUGAGGCUAAUGACAGAGAAGCCAUUCUUGCUUUACAAAAAGCAGGCCAAGAUGAUGAUGAAAUUGCUGAAGAAAAACUUUCUGAUAACAACAUAAAUGAUUAUUGUUUAUUUAUAUGCCGAAGAAUUGCGUAUUUUCUUGCAACUUAUUCACAAAAAGAAGUCCUUAGAAUUAAAGCGGAAUUUAUGAAAGAUGAUAAUGGAAAAGUAUGGUUUACAUAUGCAACUAAAAUAUCAGUAAGAGAUAUCGCUAUGAAUAACAGAGACAAAGAGCUUCUUUUUAAAAGGGUUGGCUUGACUAAUGUGCAGAGCAAAGAAAAAUUAAAUGAAGAACUACAAAAAUUCCAAAACGAGCCUCCAAAGCUGAUACACCAGACGCGCAUGUCAAAAGUAAUGACAUGCCAUUAUGAAGAAAUCAAAAAAGAAAUGGGAAUUGACAAGCUUUUUGAGCCUGAGCCACAAGAUAAAGUAUCAAAUGACGCUUUUGCGAAGUUAAGACCUAUGACGCCAUAUUCAUUGCAGCAGCUAUAAGGGUUUGAGUGAAAAAAUUUAACGUAAUUUUUUCCUUCAAUUUUUUUUUAAUCAAAGUGACUGUAAAAAUAAUUUCUAAAAAUCUGCAAAAAUUUUUUCCAAUUCCAUUUUUGCUUUUCACUGAUAUAAAAAACAUGAAAAAUUAUUUUUACAGUCACUUUUAACUGAAAGGAAAAAACUCCAUGAAGUUUUUUCUACCAAACCCAGCUAUUAGACCCUAGAGCUUCAAGAUCAAUCACCAAAAAAUACCUCUACAGUGAUAGCCGCAUCCAGACAAAGAAAAAAAACUCUUCGUUGACGUCUACAACGAAGCCUACAAAAUCAUUACACAGGCAAACCGCUUCAUUAUCCUCACUUCCAACUAAGCAAGUUUCAUGAGUUUAUAACCCAAAAGUCUUACAAGUCAACCCUCCACCUCUGAUCAGGCAUAGAUCUCGCCUUUCUUUAAAUUUUCAAUCAUGAUUAUAA